AUGAACGAGCUGGAGGCGCUCCGCCAGGAGGCGGAACAGCUAAAGAACCAAAUUCGGGAGGCAAGAAAGGCGGCAAAUGACACAACGUUGGCGUCGGUGGCUGCCAACCUGGAGCCGAUCGGCCGCAUCCAGAUGCGGACGAGGCGCACCUUGCGAGGUCACUUGGCCAAGAUCUACGCCAUGCAUUGGGCUACCGACAGCCGUAACUUGGUAUCUGCUAGCCAGGACGGCAAGCUGAUCGUUUGGGAUUCUUACACGACGAAUAAGGUUCAUGCCAUACCUCUGCGCAGCAGCUGGGUUAUGACUUGUGCGUACGCCCCGAGCGGCAGCUACGUUGCAUGCGGCGGCUUAGACAACAUAUGUAGCAUCUAUUCACUGAAAACUCGGGAAGGAAACGUGCGUGUCUCCAGGGAACUGCCCGGUCACACCGGCUACCUCUCGUGCUGCCGGUUCCUCGACGACAACCAAAUUGUCACCUCCAGUGGCGACAUGACCUGGUAA
Molecule: messenger RNA, 501 nt
Organism: Soboliphyme baturini
Lineage: Eukaryota; Metazoa; Nematoda; Enoplea; Dioctophymatida; Soboliphymatidae
Source: the annotation of a GenBank genome assembly